GCGGAUGUGAAGAGGUCCAGCCAAAUAAAUAAGAAAUGAACGCGUCUCACGCAGCCUGGCGGAGAAGUAAGCGACGCCGUGGAGAGAAAUAGAUGGCAACUAUGUUUUAAAAACGGGUAUAAUAAAAAAAAAAAACAUUUUCACUUUUACUGGAGGCUGUAUUACCGAGGGUCAGCGGCGCUGCGCCCGGGCUCUGGAGCACCGAAGCCGGCUUGGAAGCCGAUGAAGGAUCGGCGGUGCACGGGCCGCAUGGAGGUCCGUCGUCCAUAAUUAAGCAACUACUUCGGUCAUUUUUUUGCAUGCAAGUGUGGUUGUAAACGACGUUAAAUCGCCGUAGCAAAGGUCUCCCUUUAACCUCCCUUCACCACUCUCCUCUCUGUGGAUCAUAGGAACGCCCCGUCAUCACCCCCUCCUCCUAGCCAGAGCAGCAGAAGGAUUUCCAGAUCGCCUUUCAUGCUUAAUUUCUUGUCUCUCUCUGGACAUCUCCCACAUCUACCACUUUCCUUUAUAAUGGGUACCUGAAGGAUUUACAAAGUACUCUAGUCCCUUAAUGCAAGACAUUGCUCUGCUCUUGACACUAAAGUGGUUGUCAGAAUGGACAAGUGUCCUAGGGUGUUAAGAGAGAUAAAUCAACAUCGACAUUCACAGUGGAAACAUAUCCAUGCCUGAUCUUAGAGAGAGAAAAGGGCAAAAAAGAGAGAGAGAGGUUCAACUAUGGUUCAUACUGCCUCAUAACAACUUGAAUGAUGACUAGUAGAACCUGAGAACUCUGAAGUGCCUUAUCCAAGGGCAGCAGGGCCAAAGAAAUGUAAAUCAAGAAACCCAAACGUCUUCUUUUUUAGCUUUGCACAGUGUACUGCUCUCGUGAUCACUCCAUUCAUCCUUCUGUACCUCCAUACUGCCAUCCUUUUCUCCAUUUUUUCCAUUUUCUUCACUUCAUUUUUUCAGCCAUUUGUUGCUGCUUCAGUUUGGUCUAGUGGUGCACUUUUAAGCUAAAGAACCUACGUGUUCCCUUCCUUCCUUUCUUUGUUUUUCUCUAACCCCCCCUCCUCCUCCUCUUUGUUUUCCUUUUUUGGCCCACCCAUUUGGCCUCCACCAUUCGCCCCUCUCUUGCAACGGCCGUCCUGCCCCCUCGCCCCCGCCCCCCGUCACCCUCCCUCUAUAUCUCCUCUGCCCCCUCCUCCCCCCACCACCACCAUCCUCACCUUCAGCCCUACUCAUCUCACCACCACCAACUCUCCUUCUCUCCCCCUUGCUUCUUGCCCCCUCCCUUCUCCGCCUUCUCGUCUGCGGGAACCAUGGCGAUGGCUGCCACUGCCUCCUGCUCUCCCUCGUCCCCAUCCUCCUCAUCAUCCGCCAAUGGCAGCGCCCGGGAGCACCUCCUGGCGGUGCGUCGGCGCACCCCUCACACCCGGCCGUACACAAUUGGUCCAGGAAACCUCAGCAGCCUUGCGGUGCAGGGCACAGUCGGUACCUCUGCAUCCUCCUCCUCUACUAUGUCAUCAGGGAGCCAACCAGAAACAGCCGGGGUGGGGCUCCAGCGGGCCAAUAGCGACACAGACCUGGUGACAUCAGACAGCCGCUCAUCACUCACAGCAUCUACGUACCAGCUUACUCUAGGCCAUAGCCACUUGGUCAUCUCCUGGGACAUCAAGGAGGAAGUGGAUGCCACCGACUGGAUUGGCCUGUACCACAUCGAUGAGACAUGUGUGGCCAAUGUAUGGGACUCCAAGAAUCGUGGAGUGAAUGGCACCCAGAGAGGACAGAUCGUGUGGAGACUGGAGCAAGGACCCUACUUCAUGGAGUCAGAGACUAAGAUCUGCUUUAAAUACUAUCAUGGUGUAAGUGGAGCAUUAAGAGCAACAACACCUUGCAUCACUGUCAAGAACCCUGGAGUACCGGUGGGUAGUGAAGGCCAAGUGGAGGACCAAUCAGAGACUGAGCACUGCCGAAAACUAGUCAGCUUCACCCUAUCAGACAUCCGGGCGGUGGGUCUGAAGAAGGGCAUGUUCUUCAACCCGGAUCCCUACCUGAAGAUGUCCAUUCAGCCCGGAAAGAGGAGCGGCCUCCACAAGUUCACUCACCAUGGCCAGGAGAGACGCUCCUCCAUCAUAGCCAACACCACCAACCCUGUGUGGCACGGGGAGAAAUACACCUUUGUGGCUCUGAUGACUGACGUGUUGGAGAUCGAGGUUAAGGAUAAGUUUGCCAAGAGCCGACCAAUUAUCAAGCGGUUUCUUGGUCAGCUGAUCAUCCCUGUGCAGAGACUUCUGGAGGGGCCAACAACUGAUGAUCAGCCAGUCAGCUACAGCCUGUGUCGUCGUCUCCCUACAGACCAUGUGAGCGGGCAGCUUCUGUUCAGGGUGGAUAUCACCUCCACCGGACAUGAAGCCUCCCCAGAUGCUGUAGGAACCAUCUUAGGUGGCACAAUAAAUUGUGACCCCGGAAGUCCCUCAGACGACGAAGACCUUCCUCACCCUUCCUCUUCCUCAUGCGUUGCAUACAGAUCUUCUCCCACAGGCCCUGACGAGGGCUCCCUGUUAGUCAACGGUGCUUGUUAUUAUGGCGAUGACAGCGUGUGGCGGGAGCCUGGGCAGAUGGAAGAGGAGGAUCUGCAUUCUGUGCCUCUGGGCGGCCAAACCCACCGACAAGUGUCACUCAAUGACUACCUGGAUGCCAUCGAGGCUCCCAGGAGCUCCGGGGACCGAGCUCCGGCAGGGCCUUCACCAAAACUCCGCUCCAGCUUUCCAACAGACACACGGCUUAAUGCCAUGCUGCACAUAGACUCAGAUGAGGAUGAGGAGAUGGUAGAGCAACACAGGGAGCAACAGGAGAUGAGGACACAGCAGAGCCCAGACUUAUCGAGAAGAUCGGCUACAUCUGAGUCUCUACAGGGGAACGAGCUUUCAAAAGGAGAGCCACAGGGGCAGACUGGAGCUAGGACUGGAACUGGAACUGGGACAACAACAGAGGCAGGUUCCUCUUCCAGUGCUCAGCCUGAAACUGAGCCUGCAGGGGCUGAACCUGGGACUGCAGAAGGUACAGUCCAAACACAGGCAGAAACAUCAACAGCUGGGACUGCAGAGGUUGCUGGAGUGGCAGCUAAGGCUGCACACAUCACUGGGGAAACUUCCAGCUUAUCUCAGGCAUCAUUGGCUGAGUCAGCUGCAGUAGCUGGGUCAAGGAAGUCUGUGGUGGAAUGUACCUGUCAGGAGCAGAGCAGAGCAAACCAGGAAGUACCCUGCAAUCCCUCACUUGGUCCCCUUUCACCCAUUCAGGAGGUGGAGACAAGAAAAGAAGUGGCGCCAAAGGCAGAGGAGGAAGGGGAGUCAUCGAGCAGCGAGGCAAACAGACCAGUAGCAGCAGCUGCUCCUACGCGUAGCAUCAUAGCUGACCAAGGAGGAGGCACUUCUGAAGUUGGUGCAGGUGCCACAGCUCAGGUUAAUGGUCACCAAUCUGUUCGCUCCCUGCCAUCUGUCCGCCAUGACAUCAGUCGUUACCAGAGAGUAGACGAGCCACUACCGCCUAACUGGGAGGCUCGUAUCGACAGCCACGGUCGGAUCUUUUACGUGGACCACGUGAACAGAACCACAACUUGGCAGCGUCCCACUGCUCCCCCCGCCCUGCAGACCCUCCAGAGGUCCAACUCCAUACAGCAGAUGGAGCAGCUGAACCGUAGAUAUCAGAGUAUACGGAGGACGAUAACCAAUGACUGCAGACCAGAGGAGCAGCCAGCCAAUGAGCUGCUGGCUGAUGAGACUGACAUGCACCCUUCCAUCCCAGAGCUCCGUAGAGACAACAGUGUGGCUCAGUCCAGUUCCAGGUCUCGCCUCACCCUGCUGCUUCAGUCCCCCAGCGUGAAGUUCCUCAGCAGCCCUGACUUCUUCACUGUGCUGCAUUCCAACCCUAGUGCCUACCGUAUGUUCACCACCAACACAUGUCUGAAGCAUAUGAUCAGUAAGGUUCGUCGGGAUGCUCACCACUUUGAGCGCUACCAGCACAACAGGGAUCUGGUGGCCUUCCUCAACAUGUUCGCCAACAUACAGGUGGAGCUGCCCAGAGGUUGGGAGAUGAAGCACGACCACACCGGCAAGCCUUUCUUCGUGGAUCAUAAUUGCCGCGCCACAUCUUUCAUUGACCCCCGGCUGCCUCUCCAGAGCACUCGGGCCCCAAGCCUCCUAGCUCACCACCAACACUUAACUCGCCAACGCAGCCACAGUGCCGGGGAGGUCAGCCCACGACGAUUGGUGGGUGAAGACCCUCGUCAAGCCGGCCCACCUGUCUUGCCACGGCCUUCCAGCACCUUCACCUCUGCCAACAGGGGGCAUUGCCAAGACGUUGUGCCAGUGGCUUACAAUGACAAGAUUGUGUCAUUUCUUCGACAACCAAACAUCUUUGAGAUUUUGCAGGAGAGACAGCCUGAUUUCAACUGGAAUCAUUCACUCAGGGAGAAGGUGCAGCUGAUACGCACAGAUGGAGGGUCAGGAUUGGCCAGGCUGUCAGGUGAUGCUGAUCUUGUCAUGCUACUAAGUCUGUUUGAAGAUGAAAUAAUGUCCUAUGUGCCUCCUCACGCCUUACUUCACCCCAGCUACUGCCAGUCACCUCGGGGAUCCCCUGUCUCCUCCCCACAGAGCUCGCCUGGUACUCAGAGAGCUAAUGCCAGAGCCCCAGCACCUUACAAGAGAGAUUUUGAAGCCAAACUGCGCAACUUCUACAGAAAACUGGAAACUAAAGGCUACGGCCAAGGACCGGGGAAGCUAAAGUUGAUCAUCCGUCGUGACCAUCUGCUGGAAGAUGCUUUCAACCAGAUCAUGUGCUAUUCCCGUAAAGACCUGCAGCGCAGCAAGCUCUACGUCAGCUUCAUUGGGGAGGAAGGGUUGGACUACAGCGGGCCUUCCAGAGAGUUUUUCUUCCUGGUUUCCAGGGAGCUGUUCAACCCUUAUUAUGGGUUAUUUGAGUAUUCUGCCAACGACACCUACACCGUCCAGAUCAGCCCCAUGUCUGCCUUUGUAGACAAUCACCAGGAAUGGUUCCGGUUCAGUGGUCGCAUUCUGGGUUUGGCUCUGAUCCAUCAGUACCUGCUGGAUGCCUUCUUUACCAGACCCUUCUAUAAAGGCCUACUGCGCAUUCUCUGUGACCUGAGUGACCUGGAGUACCUGGACGAGGAGUUUCACCAGUCCCUUCAGUGGAUGAAGGACAACGACAUAGAAGACAUGCUGGACCUCACCUUCACCGUCAAUGAAGAAGUCUUCGGACAGAUAACAGAAAGGGAGCUGAAGCCUGGCGGAGCCAACAUCCCUGUGUCAGAGAAGAACAAAAAGGAAUACAUUGAGCAGAUGGUGAAGUGGAGGAUAGAGAGAGGAGUUGUGCAGCAGACUGACAGCCUGGUCAGAGGUUUCUAUGAAGUGGUGGAUGCCAGGCUAGUAUCAGUGUUUGAUGCAAGGGAGCUGGAGCUGGUGAUCGCUGGCACAGCUGAGAUUGACUUAUCAGACUGGAGGAACAACACAGAGUACAGGGGAGGUUACCAUGACAACCAUAUUGUAAUCCGGUGGUUCUGGGCAGCAGUGGAGAGGUUCAACAACGAACAGAGACUACGGCUCCUGCAGUUUGUGACCGGUACAUCCAGUAUUCCUUAUGAGGGCUUUGCUUCUCUGCGAGGCAGCAAUGGACCCCGCAGGUUUUGUGUGGAGAAGUGGGGGAAGGUCACAGCACUGCCCAGAGCUCAUACCUGUUUCAACCGGCUGGACCUGCCACCAUACCCGUCCUUCUCAAUGCUGUAUGAGAAGAUGCUGACCGCAGUAGAGGAGACCAGCACCUUUGGGUUGGAAUGAACCUUGUCUGCCCACCUAUCCAAAUCUCAAGGACUGCUUGUGGUAGUAAAAAGCCAUGAUGGACAAAGGUUCAAAAAGCUGGAUUUUAAUGUAUGGCUUGAGUUAAUUUAUAAUAUAGCAGAAGCUGAUAAGACCUUAUCAUUACGCUGCACUCUGACCUUUUGAAAUGUACAGAGGUAAACACUUAUUUUUGGUUGCACGUGCACAUAUUUCGCACCUACUUAGUAACACACACCUAAAUGAUGUGAUGAAUGAAGACCCACACUGCCUUUGAGACCAGAAUCCUAACUGCUGGGAUUUGACCAAUCAGAGCCCAGGAUGUUUUUUUUUCUCUCUUUGAUACCAGGAGUUUAAAGUUUAAGAAGAUGCAACCACUGCCAAAAGCUGAGUGGACUCAGCCUCUUUUAUUCUAGUGUCAAUGGACCUCAAAAGGUUAUACGCUUGUCCAGAACUGUGAGCUUCAAUGACUUGCAGUUAUUUCUUAAAGCCUUUCAACACCCGUCUGAUAUAACUUUUGGUAAAGUUUGUGGAAUUUUCCUGUGAACUUCUACAGCUAAUUUUGCAGUCCAGACAGAUGCUUUGGUAUUGUUACAGUAUUUUCAUCUGCAAGAAAAAGUGAUUUUCUAAUGAUGUAGCGUGACAUGUUAUUUUAAUCUAAAUAACUUGUGAUGUA
Molecule: messenger RNA, 6504 nt
Organism: Sander lucioperca (pikeperch)
Lineage: Eukaryota; Metazoa; Chordata; Actinopteri; Perciformes; Percidae
Gene: hecw2b
Product: HECT, C2 and WW domain containing E3 ubiquitin protein ligase 2b
Exons: 30
Coding region: 1299-5831 (1510 amino acids)
Biological process (GO): regulation of dendrite morphogenesis
Molecular function (GO): protein binding; ubiquitin-protein transferase activity
Source: RefSeq, a predicted model, not a curated record